CGUGGCUUUGCGUGGCUUUGCCUCGCUUCUGUCCACGGAGACUUUAACCCGGUUUACAACCAGCAAGUAUGCAACGCUGCCUCACUGUGACCGUGGCCAGGCACAGCAGGCUGCUCGCACACAGAGCCGUGAGCGUCCGGCAGGCAGCAGCCAUGUCCUCCCUGCUCAUCAGCCAGCCCAAGUACUCCUGGCUCAAGGAGCUGGGCCUGUCCGAGGACAACCACGGCGUUUACAACGGGACCUGGGGCGGCAGCGGCGAGGUUGUCACGUCAUACUGCCCUGCAAACAAUGAGCCCAUUGCCAGAGUACGCCAGGCAACCAUGGCGGAAUAUGAAGAAACUAUCCAGAAAUCAAGGGAGGCCUGGAAGGUGUGGGCAGAGGUUCCAGCACCCAAAAGAGGGGAGAUUGUGAGGCAGAUUGGUGAUGCACUAAGAAAGAAGAUCAAAGUCCUUGGGAGUCUGGUGUCUCUGGAAAUGGGCAAGAUCUACGUCGAGGGAGUGGGAGAGGUGCAAGAAUACGUCGACGUCUGUGAUUACGCCGUUGGCCUGUCUAGAAUGAUCGGUGGGCCCAUCCUUCCCUCAGAAAGACCCGGUCACGCCCUGAUCGAGCAGUGGAACCCGGUGGGUCUGGUCGGCAUCAUCACCGCCUUCAACUUCCCUGUGGCCGUCUACGGCUGGAACAACGCCAUCGCACUCAUCUGUGGCAACGUCUGCCUCUGGAAAGGAGCCCCGACCACACCUCUCACAAGUGUUGCUGUCACCAAGAUUGUAGCCGAGGUGCUGGAGCAGAACAACCUGCCCGGUGCUAUCUGCUCCAUGACCUGUGGAGGCGCCGACAUCGGCACUGCGAUGGCAAAGGACGAGCGUGUGGAUCUGUUGUCGUUCACCGGCAGCACUCACGUCGGCAAGAUGGUAGCCAUGAUGGUGCAGGAAAGGUUCGGUCGUCAGCUGCUGGAGCUCGGGGGAAACAAUGCUAUCAUUGUGUUUGAGGAUGCUGACCUGAAUCUGGUGGUGCCCUCCGCUGUCUUUGCCUCUGUGGGAACUGCUGGCCAGCGCUGCACCACAACCAGGAGGCUGAUGCUGCACGAGAGCGUUCACGACACCGUAGUGGAGAGAGUCGCCAAGGCCUACAAACAAGUCCGCAUCGGAGAUCCCUGGGAUCCCAGCACCCUGUAUGGCCCUCUCCACACCAAGCAAGCCGUGGAGCAGUACCUGGCAGCCAUUGAGAAGGCCAAGCAGCAGGGUGGUACCCUGAUCUGCGGAGGAAAGGUAAUGGACCGUGCUGGAAACUACGUGGAGCCCACCAUCAUCACCGGACUUCCCCAUGAUGCUUCCAUUGUCCAGACGGAAACCUUCGUCCCCAUCCUCUACGUUCUCAAGUUCAAGACGGAGGACGAGGCCUUCGCCUGGAACAAUGAGGUCAAGCAGGGCCUGUCCAGCAGCAUCUUCACCAAGGACAUGGGGCGAGUUUUCCGCUGGCUGGGGCCCAAAGGAUCAGACUGCGGCAUCGUCAAUGUCAACAUUCCCACAAGUGGAGCCGAGAUCGGAGGAGCCUUUGGUGGAGAGAAACACACAGGCGGCGGCAGAGAGUCAGGCAGUGACUCUUGGAAGCAGUAUAUGAGGCGCUCAACAUGUACAAUCAACUACAGCAAGGACCUUCCUCUGGCCCAGGGAAUCAAGUUUGAGUGAAGCAGUCAGGCGGCUUGGUGUUGAAACUCCAUGAUCCUCUCAACCCUGAUGAGCAGAGACGGACAACGCGACUCUAGACAUUUUUGUACUUUGAUAGUUAAAACAUAUAAAGCUUUUGUUAUUUUUAUGGAAAAAAAAAAAAAGGUUUGAAAACGAAAAGCAAUACUAAUACAUCUUGGGCUCUGUGUCAGAAUUAAGUCCUAGAAACCAUUCAUGUGGUUUUGGCUUUUGGCAUUACCCAUGGAUAUAAAAUAAAUGUUUGAAAGUUUUGUGUUAACGGUCCAAUAGAGUUAGCCUACAUGUUAGUGUGCACUCUUUAAACGCUUUGCCUUCUAAUACUGUACCAAAUACUUUAUACUGAGGAAAUAAAUCAUGCCUUUAUUUUGGA
Myripristis murdjan (pinecone soldierfish) is the source of this 2076-nucleotide messenger RNA. RefSeq names its product aldehyde dehydrogenase 7 family, member A1 (gene aldh7a1). The record is from RefSeq and is a predicted model, not a curated record. Gene Ontology annotation, molecular function: aldehyde dehydrogenase (NAD+) activity. The transcript has 18 exons. Bases 69 to 1688 code for a protein of 539 amino acids. Lineage: Eukaryota; Metazoa; Chordata; Actinopteri; Holocentriformes; Holocentridae.